Prunus dulcis (almond) is the source of this 1077-nucleotide messenger RNA. RefSeq names its product feruloyl CoA ortho-hydroxylase F6H1-3-like. NCBI's taxonomy places the organism in Eukaryota, Viridiplantae, Streptophyta, Magnoliopsida, Rosales, Rosaceae. Bases 1 to 1077 code for a protein of 358 amino acids. The transcript has 2 exons. The record is from RefSeq and is a predicted model, not a curated record.
AUGGUUCCAACCAUGGCCAGCCCUUCAGGUAUCACCAACUUUGUUAUAAACAAUGGCAAUGGAGUUAAGGGUCUUUCAGAAAUGGGUCUCAAAAGCCUUCCAAAGCAAUAUAUCCAGCCCCUUGAAGAGAGAAUUAGCACUGCGAGUUUUGGGAUAAAAAACUCCGAAGAGACUGUUCCCAUAAUCGACAUGUCAAACUGGGACGACCCGAAAGUUGCAGAAGCUAUUUGCAGUGCAGCAGAGAAGUGGGGGUUUUUUCAACUUGUCAACCAUGGGGUGCCCGUUGAAGUGCUUGAGAAAGUGAAGGAGGCAACUCAUCGCUUCUUUGAGUUGCCAGCUGAGGAGAAGAGUAAGAAUUCGAAAGAGCGUUCGUGUUCGAACAAUGUCCGGUUUGGGACGAGCUUUAGCCUUCAAGCAGAGAAGGCUUUGGAGUGGAAAGAUUACCUUAGUCUCUUCUAUGUUUCUGAGGAUGAGGCCUCUGCACUUUGGCCUCCUGCCUGCAAGGAUGAAGUGCUUGAAUACAUGAAGAAAUCCGAAAUUCUCAUAAAACGACUCCUAGAGACGCUAAUGAAGAGAUUAAAUGUGAAAAUAGACCAAGCAAAAGAAGGUCUUCUAAUGGGAUCCAUGCGGAUUAACCUCAACUACUACCCCAUUUGCCCAAACCCUGAGCUCACAGUUGGAGUUGGCCGCCACUCCGACGUCUCAACACUCACCGUCCUCCUUCAAGACCAGAUUGGCGGCCUUUACGUGCUAGGCGGCACCGACAAGAAGACUUGGAUUCAUGUCCCUCCGGUGAAGGGGUCGUUGGUGAUCAACAUUGGUGAUGCACUCCAAAUCAUGAGCAACGGACGAUACAAGAGCAUCGAGCAUCGAGUGGCUGCGAAUGGAAGUAAGAACAGGAUUUCAGUCCCCAUAUUUGUCAACCCGAGGCCGUCGGAUUUGAUCUCUCCGCUGCCGGAAGUGCUUGCAAGUGGGGAGAAAGCAGUGUACAAGCAAGUUCUGUAUUCUGAUUAUGUCAAGCAUUUCUUCCGCAAGGCUCAUGAUGGGAAGAGUACGAUUGAGUUUGCCAAAAUUUGA